AUGUUAAAUGGCACUCAAGAUCUGUCGCUGCCGAUGCUAGAGCAGGACGUAAAAGAUUGGAGCGAGCCUGUCAGUUGCGGUAUUAAAUUCUACGAGAAGGGUGGAACCACGACUAUCUAUGCUGCUUCAAUCACCAUAAGCUCCGUUGCGACUCAGCCCGCAUCGGUCUUUGCUUCGGCGUCGACCGUCACGUACGAGCGAACCACGACAAGCGCGUCCGCCCCGAGCACAGCAUCGAACCCCGUCAACACAGGCGAUACAGCACCGCCAACCGUGACGCCUACCAAUCCAGUCGUCACCACAAGCUCAAGCGACAGUGCUGGUUUGUCCACAGCAGCGAAGGCCGGCAUCGGCGCCGGCAUUGGUGUUUCCGCGUUGCUUGUCGCGGCGGCUGCAUACCUGUUCUACCGCAAUCACCGCAAGCUCAAAGACCUCAACGCACGUCUUGGCUACCAAUCUCAAGCCGAGCUGUUCGAUAAGCCUCCGGGUGUUGCGGUCGCGCCUCAUGGAAGCAAUGCAUACGAGAGACCGUAUAGCGAGGCUACAAUGUCGCAGGCUUAUGCUUUACCGCAGGCACCGGUGCAGCUUUCCUAG
Alternaria metachromatica is the source of this 594-nucleotide messenger RNA. RefSeq lists its product as uncharacterized. Lineage: Eukaryota; Fungi; Ascomycota; Dothideomycetes; Pleosporales; Pleosporaceae. The transcript has 2 exons. Bases 1 to 594 code for a protein of 197 amino acids. The record is from RefSeq and is a predicted model, not a curated record.